AUGGCACCAAAAAAGAAGAAUGUCAAGAAAAACAAGUCUGAGAUCAAUGAGAUGACCAUUAUCGUAGAGGACAGCCCUCUUAGCAAGCUAAAUGGUAUCAGUGGCCUCAUUGAUGGGGGAAAUGGUUUCAGCUAUAUCUCCACAGAGGUUUCCGACUCCUCAUAUGGCACCAACCUCAUGGAAGGCCUUAGCAGAAUGAGACAGGAUAACUUCUUGUGUGACCUUACGAUUGGUACCAAAACAAAAUCUUUUACGGUCCAUAAAGCUAUCAUGGCUUCUUGCAGUGAAUACUUCUACAAUAUACUAAAGAAGGACCCCUCCACUCAGCGGGUUGACUUAAAUGAUGUGUCUCCUUUAGGUUUAGCAACAGUCAUAACCUAUGCCUACACUGGUAAAAUCACACUCUCUUUGUACACAAUAGGUAGCACCAUAUCUUCAGCUAUCUACCUUCAAAUCAGCACUCUUGUCAACAUGUGCUGUGACUUUUUAAUGCAAGAAAUCAAUGUUGAAAACUGCAUGUAUGUUGCUAAUAUUGCCGAAACCUAUGGACUUAAAAGCACAAAGGAUGCAGCACAAAAGUUCAUUCGAGACAACUUCAUUGAGUUUUCAGAAACAGAUCAGUUCAUGAAGUUAACGUUCGAUCAGAUAAAUGAACUUCUUAUUGAUGAUGAUUUGCAGUUACCCUCUGAGAUUGUUGCCUUCCAGAUUGCAAUGAAAUGGUUGGAUUAUGAUGAAAAAAGAAUUAAGUAUGCUCUGGCCUUUUGAGCAAUAUUCGAUUUGGCACUAUUUCAGCUCAAGAUCUUGUCAACUAUGUCCAGUCUGUGCCCAGAAUGAUGCAGGAUUCUGAGUGUCACAGACUUCUUGUUGAAGCUAUGAAUUAUCAUCUGCUUCCAUAUCAUCAGAACACCUUACAGUCCAGAAGAACAAAAAUACGUGGGGGUUCAAGGGUCCUCGUAACAGUUGGGGGCCGACCUGCUUUAACAGAAAAAUCUCUCAGUAGAGAGAUUCUGUACAGGGAUCCUGAAAGUGGAUGGAAAAGACUUGCUGAACUGCCAGCUAAGAGCUUUAACCAGUGUGUGACAGUGAUGGAUGGCUUCCUUUAUAUUGCGGGAGGUGAAGACCAAAAUGAUGCCAGGAAUCAAGCAAAGCAUGCAGUUAGCAAUUUUUGCAGAUAUGACCCACGUUUUAACACCUGGAUUCAUCUUGCCAACAUGAAUCAGAAACGCACCCACUUUAGCUUAAAUGUUUUCAAUGGCCUGCUUUAUGCAAUAGGUGGCCGCAAUUCUGAAGGGUGCCUUGCAUCAGUUGAGUGUUAUGUGCCUUCAACUAACCAGUGGCAACUGAAGUCCCCACUGGAGGUUGCCAGAUGCUGCCAUUCCAGUUCAGUCAUUGAUGGUAAAAUCUUGGUUGUUGGUGGAUACAUAAAUAAUGCAUACUCCCGCUCUGUGUGCAUGUAUGACCCAUCUACUGACAGCUGGCAAGAUAAAGCAAGCCUCAGUACACCCAGAGGUUGGCAAUGCUCUGUUACACUUGUUGACAGAGUGUAUGUGAUGGGUGGCAGUCAACUUGGUGGUCGUGGUGAAAGGGUUGAUGUCCUCCCUGUUGAAUGCUUUAACCCUCACACUGGCCAGUGGAGCUACGUUGCUCCUCUUCAGAAUGGAGUGAGCACAGCAGGUGCUUCAACACUCAAUGGCAAAAUCUACCUGGCUGGUGGCUGGAAUGAAGUAGAAAAGAAAUACAAGAAGUGCAUCCAGUGCUACAACCCUGAUCUUAAUGAAUGGACUGAGGAAGAUGAAUUGCCUGAAGCAACUGUAGGGGUGUCCUGUUGUACUAUUAACAUGCCCAAUUUUAAAACACGGGAAUCUAGGGCAAGUUCAGUUUCAUCAGUACCAGUUAGUAUAUAA
Molecule: messenger RNA, 1904 nt
Organism: Staurois parvus
Lineage: Eukaryota; Metazoa; Chordata; Amphibia; Anura; Ranidae
Source: the annotation of a GenBank genome assembly